AUGGAAAUAAUGAGUCGAGAAGAAGAUGGACGGCUUUUUCAAACUGCCACCAACAGUAUAUCACUCAUAAUACAGUCAAAAAGAGAUGGAACGAGAAUUACAGAUAAAAUCGUGGACGAGAUUGUGCUUGUUCUACAGAUGGAAGAGAUGAAAUUCUCUCGGACGCAGCAACAAACUGCCGGAGCUGCGAUCAUCGUUUCAUCGAAAGCUAUUCUUCCAAAAAUGACAACUCCCGAGAAGAUUUCACUGAUUCGAAUGUUCAACCAAGGGCUUGAAAUGAUAUCCACCUUUGAUGAGCUUCCAGGAUUUCGUUGGUCAAAUGUGCAGCCAUUGUUCCACAUGUAUAUGGAUGCAAUUCCUAGAGACUCACCUGGUGCCACGAAAGUUUUGAACUUUCUUCUCAAAAUUUUCGAUGUUCUUAAAUCAUCGCCCCACGUGAAUGAAGAUUUCUUCAGUUAUCAUUCAAUUCUCACGUUAGGACGUCUCAUUAACAAAACAAUGGAAAUUAUCACAAAUUCAACUUGUGACGUAGAACUUCGAAAAUUGGCUCUAGAAGUUGUAUCCCGGCUCAUUCGACAAUGUCCUCCAUCAAAAGCACCCACGAUUUCGUUGAUAAUUUCAGGUUUUUUGGGGAAUCUCAUGAAAACCAUGAAAGGAGUUCAAGUUAAUGCAGAGUUGAUGGAGAAUUCCAUAAAUUUGUUCACCGAUGCAGUUGUAUUAGUAUUCAGUGAUAAUGCCGAGAAAUUCGACAUAUCAAAAAUUAAUCUGGAGCAAUAUCAUCCGGAAAUGCAUAAAAUGUUUGAUAAUCAAACUGUUGAAUGGAGACAAAAUGGAAGUGAUAUCAUUUUCGAAUACAUGAGAAAUUUACUCAGUUUCGGUUUUAAUCAUCGAGUAUUCGACGUUAAAAAAGCCAUGUGCCAGAUGAUAAUAAAAAUUCAAACGGAAUGCGGACAGCUUUUUGGAAAAAGAAAUUAUAAUCUUCUCAUGAAUCAAUACUUUUAUUUACGAUAUGAUGAUUAUCCAUACUUCCAAGAACUGGCAGAAAAGUGUAUUUCUCUUGUAAAUGAUCGAGAAACCAUUCGAUUAUUCUUCAUGAAACAACUUUCUCAAUAUACUACCACACUCCCUGUUCUUUCACGAAAUGGAGGCAAAAGUGAUCAACAUUUCAAAGCACUAUGUGCAAGUUUGCGAGCUCUUGGAGAAAGUAUCACUCUUAUGUGCACAACAGGAUCGGAGACAAUCGAGCUGUUACUAAGAAGUCUGGCUGACACAAUUGUAAUUGAAAAAAGGAGAUUGAUGAUCACAAGUGAUACAACUGUGGAUACAAUUGAGAAGUUCCUACUGAAGUUUAAACUACAGUACCAGUUAAGCCACGAAAAUGUCAAAUUGGUUUGUGACACGUUGGUGGAAUUCGGGAAACUGGAGGUAAUCGACAUGGUGCAUAAUCUAAUGCAAGUUGAACCACUUAAAAAGCGUUCAUCUUAUCACAUUAUUCUUGCAUAUAUGCUAUCAGCUGUUGAUCUGGAAACAACUGCGAAGGACGAUCCAGUAAUUCUGAUGAUUGCAGAAUAUUUGACUUCAGAAACAAAUAAAUCAUGUGUGAUCAAAUUGAAAGAUGAUUCAAAACCUCUCACUCACGGUACUGAACUGGAUUGGAGUACGUGUAUCGAGAGUCUUAGUCUGGUCAAUGUCACAUUGUGCAUGAAAUUUAUUGGAGAAAUUGCUAAUCGAUCUAAUGUAUCCGUCAAUUGUCUGUGCACAAUCAUCAAUCAAACAAAUUCUCUUGACUGGGUCGUUAGAGAAUCUGCUGAUUUUUCACUUAAAACACUUGCCAAACAAGACAGUCGAAUCAAAGAUGUGAAGAAUCUCGUUGGAAUCUACAGUAGUCAUAUAUUGAAUCAAGUUUCACUUGCUUGUAUGUCGUCGGAUAACUAUCAUUUAGCUCCAGUCCUUCUAAUUUCUUUUCUAAAAAUUGCUGGAAUCGGAAAUCAUUUUGAUGUGCUCAAAGUGAUUGUGGAGAAAAUGCUUUAUGCAUUGGAUAACAAUCAACAAAGAUACCUAUACGGCAUACUCGCUACUAUUCAAACUUUUAUGUCAGCACUUCUUUGCAAAUACCCAAAUCAAAAACCUGUUGAACCACCCAAAGAAUCGGAAGAUGAGAAAAGUAGUCCAACGCCUCAGCACAUUCUCGUCGAAAAGAUCCUUCUUCGAACAAAACAUAUGUUAACUAGUGAACUUUUGUUCAUUCAAUUGAAAGCGUUAGACAUUUUAUUGGAUGGAUUAGAUUUUUUGAAAUGUUAUGACGAUAUGCUUCUUCCCAUGAUUCAUCAGAAUUGGCAUGGUGUUAUGGAAAUCACAAAAGACAAGAAUCCGUUGACACUGAUAGUGAUAAUUCAAUGUAUUGAAAAUAUGAGUGAGCAAUCGGGAAGUUUUGUGCAGAGCAAGGUGUUGAGAGAAUUUUGGCCAACUGUCGAACAUUAUUUUAUGGAUAUUAUGAAGAAUAAGCAAUAUUUUGAACAAACUGCGGAAUAUAAAUUGGGAGUAAAAAUCAUCGAAGCAGCUCCUGAAAUCGUGAUAUAUAUUGGAUUCACUGAACAAGAAGCUGAAGGGACUUUUGUGAAAUUAUUAGAUCUUGCAAUUCAACAAAACGGGUGUUUUUCGUCUUUCGCGCGGGUAGAAAAGAAGAAAAUCGACGAACAUUUCAAGAAUCUGAAGCAAAAAACGGUUGAAUCAAAAAUGGCCCGGUGAUAUUCAAUCUUCAUGAGCAUCUUGAUUUUUUGUUAACAAUUUGUACAGCUUUAAUAAAUGUAUUGCAUUUUU
Molecule: messenger RNA, 2820 nt
Organism: Caenorhabditis elegans
Lineage: Eukaryota; Metazoa; Nematoda; Chromadorea; Rhabditida; Rhabditidae
Gene: R10H10.7
Product: TTI1 C-terminal TPR domain-containing protein
Exons: 9
Coding region: 1-2748 (915 amino acids)
Source: RefSeq, marked reviewed